Messenger RNA from Panicum hallii, 2040 nucleotides. Its product is annotated as cytokinin dehydrogenase 11. Bases 185 to 1717 code for a protein of 510 amino acids. Gene Ontology annotation, molecular function: FAD binding; cytokinin dehydrogenase activity. The record is from RefSeq and is a predicted model, not a curated record. Lineage: Eukaryota; Viridiplantae; Streptophyta; Magnoliopsida; Poales; Poaceae. Gene Ontology annotation, biological process: cytokinin metabolic process. The transcript has 3 exons.
CCAAACUACCACGAGCGCAAGCGAGCAGAGCGCCGCGGUGACAUCACAAACACAGGAAGCUAGUUAGCUGCUCUGCCCGCCUCAGCAUCAGCUCGGCUGCACCUGCACGGGGGGGUGGUUUGGGUUGGGACAUCACCGGCAGCAGCAGCCGCAAGGUCACGCUCCCUCGCGCAAGCUAAGCAGGAUGAUGCUCGCGUACAUGGACCGCGCGGCGGCGGCGGCCGAGCCGGAGGACGCCGGGGAGCCGGCGGCCGUGGCGGCCGGGUGCGCGGCGGCUACGGACUUCGGCGGGCUGGUCAGCGCCAUGCCGGCGGCGGUGGUCCGCCCCGCGAGCGCGGACGACGUGGCCAACGCCAUCCGCGCGGCGGCACUGACGGCGGGCCUCACCGUGGCCGCCCGCGGGAACGGGCACUCGGUGGCCGGGCAGGCCACGGCGGAGGGCGGGCUGGUCCUGGACAUGCGCGCGCUGGCGCUGUCCCGGCGCCCGCAGAUGCAGCUCGUGGGGUGCCCCGGCGGGGGCGGGCCCUGCUUCGCCGACGUCCCCGGCGGCGCGCUCUGGGAGGAGGUGCUCCACUGGGGCGUCAAGACCCACGGCCUCGCCCCGGCGUCCUGGACCGACUACCUCCGCCUCACCGUGGGCGGCACGCUCUCCAACGGCGGCGUCAGCGGGCAGUCCUUCCGCUACGGGCCCCAGGUGUCCAACGUCGCCGAGCUCGAGGUGGUCACCGGCAACGGCGAGUGCCGCGUCUGCUCGCCCUCCUCCCACCCGGACCUCUUCUUCGCCGUGCUCGGCGGGCUCGGCCAGUUCGGCGUCAUCACCCGCGCCCGCAUCCCCCUCCGCAGGGCGCCCCAGCAGGUGCGGUGGGCGCGCGUGGUGUACGCGAGCUUCGCCGAGUACACGGCGGACGCCGAGUGGCUGGUGACGCGGCCCCCCGACGCGGCCUUCGACUACGUGGAGGGCUUCGCCUUCGUCAACAGCGACGACCCCGUCAACGGGUGGCCGUCCGUGCCUAUCCCCGGCGGCGCCCGCUUCGACCCGGCCCUCCUCCCCGCCGGCGCCGGCCCCGUCCUCUACUGCCUGGAGGUGGCCCUGUACCGGUACCCCGACGACGAGGACAAGGCGGCGGCCGUGAGCCGGAUGAUGGCGCCGCUGAAGCACGUGCGGGGCCUGGAGUUCGCGGCGGACGUCGGGUACGUGGACUUCUUGUCCCGCGUGAACCGGGUGGAGGAGGAGGCCCGGCGCAACGGCAGCUGGGACGCGCCGCACCCCUGGCUCAACCUCUUCGUCUCCGCCCGCGACAUCGCGGACUUCGACCGCGCCGUCAUCAAGGGCAUGCUCGCCGACGGCAUCGACGGGCCCAUGCUCGUCUACCCCAUGCUCAAGAGCAAGUGGGACCCGAACACGUCGGUGGCGCUGCCGGAGGGCGAGAUCUUCUACCUGGUGGCGCUGCUGCGGUUCUGCCGCGGCGGCGGGCCGGCGGUGGACGAGCUGGUGGCGCAGAACGGCGCGAUCCUCCGCGCGUGCCGCGCCAACGGGUACGACCACAAGGCCUACUUCCCGAGCUACCGCGGGGAGGCGGAGUGGGCGCGCCACUUCGGCGCCGCCAGGUGGAGGCGCUUCGUGGAGCGCAAGGCCCGCUACGACCCGCUGGCGAUCCUCGCGCCGGGCCAGAAGAUCUUCCCCAGGGCCCCGGCGUCCGUCGCCGUGCAGCUGUAGCAGCGGUGGGCGCGGGGCGAGGACCAGCGCCAGGAUGGAGGAAGGAAGGAUGAUCCCCCCGGGUAAUGAUGGUGAUUACGCCGCUGAUCCUGGUGAUGAUGGGCGAUCGAGGAGGGCUACCGGGCCGUGGCGAGCAGGGCAAUGAUGGCGAUCGGGCCACCGUUUAGGUGCGUCCGGUCGAUCUUGGGGGUGGCUGCUGCCCAAAGGGAUUGGUGUGCGUGCGAGCGUGUGGUGUGCGUGGAGAUCUGCAUGAAUUUGCCAUGGAGAAAGGAGAAAAGUAUGAAGGCGCAGAGGAAAACGAAAGCUGUAGCCUUUUCCUCCCC